This is a messenger RNA of Salvia splendens (bonfire salvia), 971 nucleotides long. Its product is annotated as transmembrane protein 230. NCBI's taxonomy places the organism in Eukaryota, Viridiplantae, Streptophyta, Magnoliopsida, Lamiales, Lamiaceae. The coding region runs from base 314 to 670 and encodes 118 amino acids. Gene Ontology annotation, cellular component: endomembrane system. The transcript is spliced from 3 exons. The record is from RefSeq and is a predicted model, not a curated record.
UUAAUGACUGAUUCUUAAUUCUAAUAUGCUGGAGUGAUCAUCAUCGAGGAUUUUAGGGAUCUUAUGAAACUUAUUGCUUACUCUUUUUAGCAAUCACUCUUCUCUCUAUAUAAUUCCUUCUUCCUCUUCUUCUCUCAAAUUGCCUUCAAAACUCACCAAUCUACCACCACUUCCGCCGCCUCAGCCCCUUUUCUUUUUUUUUCUCGGCCGACCGGUCAGCACGUCAGCUCCCAGCCGCUGCCGCCGUGGAAUUGUGCUCUUCUUUCCAUCUCAGUUCACUCUUUGUAUAUUCCUAUAACCAAGACUUACGAGAAUGGCAUCCAGACGGAACGUCCAGUAUAGUCGUCUUGUUGAUGAUGACGAUAGCAAUUAUAAUGGUGGUGGUCAAAAUCGACAUGACCCCAGAUUUGAUUAUGCUCCCAGAAGCUAUGACAGAGUUCCUUGGAAAUCAAUAAUUCUUGCAAUCUUUUUGCUCCUACUUGGGUGCCUGCUUCUCUUGCUUGCAGUUUUCAUCUUCACUGGUCACAUGGGAGGGGAGUUCUCCCAAGCUUAUGGCCUAUUAGGACUGGGUUUACUUACCUUCCUGCCAGGAUUUUAUGAAACUCGGAUUGCCUACUACUCGUGGAGAGGUGCCCAAGGAUACCGUUUUGCCAAUAUUCCCGACUACUGAGGUUUUGCUUUGUUUCAACGCAGCAUAUUUGUUUUGUUUGCAUUUAGCUUCCUCUGUAAGAACUUGUGGCCAUACUAAUGUGUAUAAUAUGUAGAACGCGUGUAAAUUCUGUUUAGCUGGUCACAAUUGCUUACAAAUGUCCAGACAAGUGUUGUAUCGGAGAGCUUCUUUAGGUGAAUCCAUGAGCUGCAAACUGAGAAUGCCAUUAGGAUCAUUUUGUUGGUUCUUUUAUUUCAGAUUGUAUGUCAUUUUCGACCUUCGUUCUCUACUCAUGAUAUAUACUGGUAUGAAGUUGCAACUA